Molecule: messenger RNA, 2435 nt
Organism: Clarias gariepinus (North African catfish)
Lineage: Eukaryota; Metazoa; Chordata; Actinopteri; Siluriformes; Clariidae
Gene: calb1
Product: calbindin 1
Exons: 11
Coding region: 84-866 (260 amino acids)
Biological process (GO): regulation of presynaptic cytosolic calcium ion concentration; regulation of long-term synaptic potentiation
Cellular component (GO): terminal bouton; dendritic spine; synapse
Molecular function (GO): calcium ion binding
Source: RefSeq, a predicted model, not a curated record
CUUGGUUUAUAUAGAGAGAGUGCGGCGAUCAGAGCGGCGCUGUCUCAGUGUCAGACCAUCGCAUCAGGACCAGCGCGGGAAACAUGGCCAACUCUUACCUUCAGGGAGUGGAGAUUUCUGCCUCUCAGUUCCUGGAUAUCUUUCAUCAUUAUGAUAAUGACGGUAAUGGGUAUAUCGAGGGAAAAGAGUUACAGAACUUUAUUAAGGAACUUCAGCAAGCUCGGAAACAAGCAGGUCUGGAACUAACAGAUCAAAUGAGGGCUUUCGUGGAAGAAUAUGAAAAAAAUGCUGAUGGAAAAAUAGAUAUUAUUGAGUUGGUACAAAUACUACCCACAGAGGAAAACUUCUUGCUAUUUUUCCGUCAACAACUGAGAUCCUGUACAGAAUUUAUGGAGGCCUGGAGGAAUUAUGAUGCUGAUCACAGUGGCUACAUAGAAGCUGAUGAGCUUAAGAACUUUUUGAGAGACCUGCUUCAAAGAGCAAAGAAACCUUUUGAUGACAAGAAGUUAGAGGAAUACACAUCAACCACGCUAAAAAUUUUCGAUUUGAAUAAUGAUGGGAAAUUGUGUCUGGCAGAAAUGGCAAGGCUACUGCCAGACCAAGAAAACUUUCUACUGAAAUUUCAGGGAGUAAAAAUGGCCAGAAAAGACUUCAACAAGGUUUUUGAGUUAUAUGAUAAGGACAGGAAUGGUUAUAUGGAUGAGAAUGAGCUGGAUGCCCUGCUCAAAGACCUAUGUGAGAAAAAUAAAAAGGUUCUAGAAGUCAGCAAAAUCCCUAUAUAUAAGAAGGCUAUCAUGGCCCUGUCUGAUGGAGGGAAACUGUACAGAACAGAGUUGGCGCUGGUGUUGUGUGCUGAAGAUAUGUGAGAUUCGUCGAGCAGUUAACGUCCGUCAACCUCCUACAUCCUCUCCAUCCACAUUCCACCGCCAGCAAAGCUGUCUGCUCACUCUUCAUGUGAACAUAGCUAAACACUGGAUGUAUUUCUGUUCAUUUAAGGAAAGUGUAAUGUACAGGCUGAGUCUAUGUAGGUACACAGACCUAAAAAUGAUGCCACAUACUUUUCAAUCUAUUGUUUCUAUACCGUUUCUAAAUGUACAGAUUUUUGUAAAGGCAAGAUUAUUACAUUACUUAAAAUGACCAGAAUCAUGAAUGUUGUCACACCUAGAAGAUAUGAGACAUUUCCCCAAAAUACAGGUACUCCGUAUGUAUUAACUAUAUUCAGCUCAUAAUUUAACACAGAAUCAGUAAAUCAUUUCAUAAUAAAAUUGAUCUACCUUAUAAUAUAGCCAAAGCAAUAAAGUGGUAGAGGAAUGUGGAUGGGAUGGAGCUGUACAAUAGGAAAAAUACUUGUAUGUAAAAUGCAGCAGGCUGAAUUUCUGUUCGCAUUGCAUGUUUGCGACUGAAGGCACAUCUUGCUGUGAGGCAUUUAAGAUUCCAGCAAGAUUCUAUAAGCACAUACCACAUCUACUGUAUAUGACCUGCAUUGCACCAGCCGACUCUCCAGUCUCAUAUUUCCGUAUUUGCACUGUAAUGAAUGAUGUGCUGACCCCAGUGACACUGUGUAUCGGGAUAUUGUACUUAAUAAAGCACUAUCUGAACAAAUGGUGAGUUGUGGUUUGUUUGCAUGGAAAUAACAUUAAUAUUUUCUUUUGGUAUUAGACAAACCAGCACAUGCAACUAAAAAAAAAUAUUUUAUGUUGUGUUAGAUGUUAACACGUUAUUUCCUAAUUCUACAGUAGUUGAACACACGGUCAGGGGUUGGAUUCCUGCUUUAGGUCUGUGUACAUGGUGUUUGCAAGUUCUCCCUGUGCUACCCUGCUUAGACCCUGAAAAACAUUAAACCUUCUGUCCAGGGUGUAUCCCGCAGCAAAAACACAGUAAUUCCAAGUUGACAAUGCUUCAUGCCUACUUCUUUUUAAAUUACUAAAUUUUGGAAUAAAUCUAUUAAAAUUAGGAAGUCAAAUAGACUAAUAACUAUAGGAACGUAAUAACAAAUAUAAUCACUUUGACUCAUCCUGUUUCACAGAGCUUACUUUGUGAAUCAUUGCUCUUACAGAAUUUGUUACGGUAAGGUAAUGAAUAGUAAGACAACCGAGGGAAUGCAAUUUAAAGAAAGAAAACAAUCCAUGAUCUUAUCUUAUAAUUGACCUGCUGAUUCUUACAGAUUUGAACGUUACAGACAUAUUUUAUCUUGAAGGCUUGCUGUAAGACUUGUGUCCCUUCCUACCAAAAGAAACACUGCAUCUAUGAGAAUAUACCCACAGUAAAAGUUCAAUUCAUACUUUUGGUAAAAUGCAAGAUGGUCUGAAAAAAAUGGGAAUUACAUCACCUCUGAUCCAUUCAACAGCAUCAACAAGAUCCGUCUCAAUCUGUCUCAGCAAUAUGUUUGUAGCAUGAUCCCAGUUAGAGAUUAGACAUCGUUGAUGCUUCUCAAU